This is a messenger RNA of Radiomyces spectabilis, 951 nucleotides long. RefSeq names its product P-loop containing nucleoside triphosphate hydrolase protein. The record is from RefSeq and is a predicted model, not a curated record. The transcript has 7 exons. Bases 1 to 951 code for a protein of 316 amino acids. NCBI's taxonomy places the organism in Eukaryota, Fungi, Mucoromycota, Mucoromycetes, Mucorales, Radiomycetaceae.
AUGUGCCUGACUGCAACCUCCAUCCAAAACAAGGUCGAGGAAGUGUAUUCGUUGAUCAAGUUCUUAUGUAUCAAUUGGGAGGAAUUUCAUAAAGAGAUUAUUACACCGAUGAAGAAAGGUUUUCACGAAAAGGAAGCACCAGCUCGAUUCAACAAGUUUGUGAAAGCGAAUAACGUGAUGAAUAAGUAUGCUGUGGUGCUGGUCCUCUUACUCCGUCUUCGUCAAGCAUGUCUGCAUCCUUCUCUUACAUUAGAACCAUAUCCCGGCGAAGAAGAACAGUCAAAUGCCACCAGGGUAAAAAUUGCAGAAUCCAUGCCAACCUCUGCAGUGAAUCGUCUCUUGCGUGAAAAUACCGAUUUUAGCGACAUCAUCAACAUUUAUCAAUAUGGCGGAUGGGCUUACGAAAAGCUGCCCACAAUGUCGAGGCGAUUCGGAUAUGAAGGGGUGACAUCUCUUGAGGCUUUUCUCAAGAUGCAUGCGCCCGAUUUGCACCACACGUUUAUCGAGAGCGCUGAAGAAUUGGAAGAAAACCAUGAGACGACUGAUCGCGCGAAAAAGUUCGUGUCAAGUGCCAAGAUAAACAAGCUUCUGGAGAUUCUCAAAGAUACUCAUGAGACCAUGGAUGGAAAAGAUAAAACGAUUGUGUUUUCUCAGUUUGUGAAGAUGCUGGAUAUCGUGGGAGACGCGUUGGAACAAAAAGGUUACAAAUUUGUUCGCUAUGAUGGUUCGAUGAAUGUCAAACAGCGUGACGCGGCCUUGACUUCCUUCUUUGAGAAGCCGGAAGUGACGGUACUUCUGGUGUCAACGAAAUGUGGUUCGUUGGGGUUGAAUUUGACGGCGGCCAACCGAGUCGUGAUAAUGGAUAAUUGGUGGAAUCCGUCGUUGGAAAACCAAGCCAUGAUCGUGUGCAUCGUAUCGGACAGACCAAACCUGUGCUAUUCACUCGGUUAA